Molecule: messenger RNA, 2209 nt
Organism: Neofelis nebulosa (Clouded leopard)
Lineage: Eukaryota; Metazoa; Chordata; Mammalia; Carnivora; Felidae
Product: PRAME family member 8-like
Exons: 3
Coding region: 120-1862 (580 amino acids)
Cellular component (GO): cytoplasm
Source: RefSeq, a predicted model, not a curated record
GCUACUCCCAAAUUCUGUAUAACACUGUUACAUGGCUUUUACAAUUUCUCAUUUAAAACUUUUGGAGGUAUCUCCCUCAUCUUUCCCAGUCAGGGGGCACUGAGGAUGAGUUAGGCCACAUGACACUCUCAGGCCCCUCACUACCACUUGCCAGUGGAACUGGAAUCAAGGGAAGCAGUGGGUGGAAAUGUCUGGGCCAGCAGUUGCGUUUCCUUCCCCCUGGUACUUGUGAGACACUCGCCCCGGUGCCGGCAGGGGCAGAGCGAUGGCUUUGUGGCCGGCCACAGAGCCCAGAGUGGAACUGGGGUAAACUGAGGCCCUCCCACCAUUGCCAGAACCGUGACUUUGGCCCUGAGUGGGUUCCUCCCGAGGGCAAGGAGAAGAUGGGCCUGGCCCGGGAAGGAGGACUUGUUCCCUUGACAUUGCCAGAGGAUUCCUUUCAGAACAGAUUCAGGAUGGUCACCAGGACCCCGCCCAGACUCCUGGAACUGGCGGCCAAGAGCCUGCUGAAGGACGAGGACUUGGCGAUCGCUGCUCUGGAGUAUCUGCCCACAGAGCUCUUCCCACUGCUGUUCAUGGAGGCCCUGGCUGGGAGGUGCGACAAGACACUGAAGGCGACGGUGCGGGCCUGGCCCUUUGCCCGCCUCCCUCUGGGGGGCCUGACACAGAUGCCUCACCAGAAGGCCUUACAAGCCGUGCUCGAUGGGCUUGACUGCCUGCUUGCCCGGAAGGUUCGGCCCAGGAGGUGGAAACUGCGGGUGCUGGAUUUACGGAAUGCCAGUCGGAACUUCUGGAGCAUGUGGUCUGGAGCCAGGGUCCACGAGUGCCCGCUGACGGGACCCGUGGCAGAGGACAGCUUAAGGAUGAAGGGGCCCUCGGGUCCCUUGACAGUGUUCGUAGACCUCUGCCUCAGGGAAAGGACCCUGGAUGAACGCCUGGCCAACCUCAUUAGGUGGGCCAGACGGAGGAGAUCGCUACACCUGUGCUGUAAGAAGGUGACGAUUUUCGGGAUGCCCGUCCAAAAUAUUAAGGAGGUCCUGAAUCUGGUGCAGCUGGGCUGUGUCCUGGAGGUGGAGGUGCAUCUCACCUGGCAGCUGUCGACCCUGGGGAAGUUUGCUCCUUACCUGGGCCGGAUGAGUAACGUGCAGAGACUCGUCCUCUCCCAUAUCCACAAGCCCUCCUCCUCCUCCGAGGAAAAGCACAUUGGCCGAUUCACCUCCCAGCUUCUCCGGCUGCGCCACCUGCGGAAGCUCCGUAUGGAAUCUCCCGCCUUCCUCGAGGGCUGCCUGGGCCAGAUGCUCAGGUGCCUGAAGAGCCCCUUGGAGGCCCUCUCCAUAACCAACUGCCAGCUUACAGAAUCAGACUUGGCAUGCCUGUCCCAGUGCCCAAGCAUCAGUCAGCUGAAGGAGCUGGAUCUGAGUGGCCUCAGCCUGGCCUGUUUUAGUCCCAAGCCCCUCCAAGUUCUGCUCGAGACAGUGGCAGCCACCGUCCAGGACCUGGUACUAGAAUAUUGUGGACUCUCGGACACCCACCUGGAGGCCAUCCUGCCGGCCCUCAGCCGCUGCCACCAGCUCCAGACGUUCAGUGUCCGCGGGAACCACCUCUCCAUGGCCCUGAUGGAGAGGUUGCUGCAUCACACCUCUGGGCUGAGCCGCCUGAGCCUCGAGCUGUAUCCUGCCCCUCUGGAGAGUUACAGCAGUCGGGGGAUCAUCCACCCAGGGAGGUUUGCCCAGGCUCAGGCUGAGCUGCUGGGCAUUCUGAAGGACUUAGGACUGCCCCGGACCAUCUGGCUUAGAACUAACCCCUGUCCUCACUGUGGCAGCAAGAUAGUCUAUGAUUCGGACCCCUUUGUGUCCUGCUAAUGGCCUGACUAGUUGAGUGCAUCCACCAGAAAUUUCCUUCUGGGCACUAGGAGAUGGAAAUCUAGGCUAUAGGUAUAUCAUACAUAAAGGGGAACACAGACCCACGAUUUCAGACAUCUGCUCAGUGUGAAUGGGGAAAGGACAGGUGAUCCAGGACUGCAGGGUGCUGGGUGGAGGAAAAGUGACCUGGGGAGCUGCUGGGACCUCCAGGGACCUGUGUCUUAUAGAGUCAGAAACGUGACUGUUUCUGGAGGGGGAUUUGAGCCUGAGACCCACGCGUGGGUCUCAUCCCUGGGUGGAGGGUUGUAAAGAAAAGGUAGGAAAUAAAUAACCUUGGUGUGAACUCU